This is a messenger RNA of Nymphaea colorata (pocket water lily), 1971 nucleotides long. Its product is annotated as cyclin-D4-1-like. Gene Ontology annotation, molecular function: cyclin-dependent protein serine/threonine kinase regulator activity. Gene Ontology annotation, biological process: mitotic cell cycle phase transition; regulation of cyclin-dependent protein serine/threonine kinase activity. NCBI's taxonomy places the organism in Eukaryota, Viridiplantae, Streptophyta, Magnoliopsida, Nymphaeales, Nymphaeaceae. The record is from RefSeq and is a predicted model, not a curated record. Bases 321 to 1367 code for a protein of 348 amino acids. The transcript is spliced from 6 exons. Gene Ontology annotation, cellular component: cytoplasm; nucleus; cyclin-dependent protein kinase holoenzyme complex.
UAUGGAAGCUCAGGAUUCUUUAUUAUGAUCUCAUUAACUUUUCCUCGAUCCAGCAAACGCCCCUGUAAUGUCUCCCCACCAUUUCUUUUAAGUGGUUUCCAGUGAGCAGAACCAACCCAACCAGAAAACCCUCUGGCCUCCUCCCCUUUUAAGUUUUACCCCGACUUCACAAGAGUCCUCGGCUCUUCAAUGGCGUCUGGUUGCAGAAGAGGCUGAUUCUAUCGCCGGCCAGAAGAGGGUAGGGAAGCAAAACAAAGCAAAGGGAAGUGUGCAUCUUGAUGGUAUCGCUUUAGAGGGGGCUUUGCUCGAGGUUGCGGACGAUGGCGCCUAGUUUCGAGUGCGUACCCACUCUUCUUUGUGCAGAGGACAACAACAGCGUCAUGGGUUGGGACGAUGAGGUUGUGGGCGAGAGUUUCAGGGAAGAACCCCGCCCCGGUGGCGGGUCCGCCAUGGAUUUGCCGCCGUGCAGCGACGAGUUCAUUGAGGCGUUGGUGAGCAACGAGAGGGAGUAUCUGCCGCAGGGCGAUUAUGCUUCCAGGUUUCAGAGUGGGGUUUUGGACGUUUCGAUCCGUAGAGAUGCCAUUGAAUGGAUAUGGAAGGUUCACGCCCAUUACAACUUCGUACCGCUGACUGCAUAUCUUACCGUCAAUUAUCUCGACAGAUUUCUUUCAUGCUAUGAGCUCCCUCAAGGAAAGGCGUGGAUGAUGCAGUUGUUGUCUGUGGCAUGCUUGUCUCUGGCGGCCAAGAUGGAAGAAACUGAUGUCCCAUUGUCCAUAGAUUUGCAGGUGGGGGAAGCGAAAUUUAUUUUCGAGGCUCGGACCAUUCAGAGAAUGGAGCUUCUGGUGCUGAGCACUCUGAAGUGGAAGAUGAGAGCCGUGACCCCUCUUUCAUUUCUCGACCACUUCCUUCGCCAAAUCAACGGUGGCAACCCUCCCUCCCCACCAUCAAUGACCCGUUCCAUGGAACUGAUUCUGAGCACCACCAGAGGAAUUAAUUUCCUGGAAUUCAGACCUUCUGUCGUUGCUGCAGCAGUGGUGAUAUCUGUAUCAGAAGAAAACGAAACAGUGGAUUUUGAUAAAGCGAUGUCCCAUUUCCCCUUGGUGGAAAAGGAAAGCGUUUUGAGAUGUUAUGAGAUGAUCCAAGAAACAUUUGUGCUCAGGAUCCCCAGUGGCUGUAAAGAAGAUUUACUGGGUUCUGUACAGAGUCCAAACGGCGUGCUGGAGGCAACUUGUUGGAGCUAUAAAAGCGAUGAGACAAAUCAUGGGUCUUGUGCACAGUCUUGCUUCACCAGCCCAGUUGCCAAGAGGCGGAAAUUAGACAGCUUUGCUGCUGGAGGGAGUUGGGGCAAUCAUAAGUGCGGAACGUAGUUCACAUUUUGUCAAGGAGAAGAUAGCAUCUUGAUUCCAAAUUUAGUUUGGUUUGGUAGAGUGGGGGUUUUGGUGUGAGUCUCGAUACCAAAAGGAAGCAAGCACCGAGAAAAAAUUUCAAAAGAAAAAAGAAAAAAACUGGACUCGAGAUAAGAACUGAAUAAGAGUCUGAUGUGGGAAUCAUGCUUUUGGUAUGAGUGAACAGCUAUGGCAGCUGCUAUCAGAAGAAUUCUACAGGUCUGAGAGGGGCGCAGGACUGGAAAAGCGAAAAGAAAAGGCAAAGGAGGCUCCAAGCACGAUUUGUUGGUGGCUCCUGUUCAAAAUGCAAGGAAAGCUGAGACUUUUUUCUGGGGAAGAAAAAUUGUGUUCUUUUUCAUGUGUAGCUUGGACAUUCACAGAAGAGAAACAGUAAUAAGAAUAUUAAGAAAACUAAGAACAACUUGGGGAAUGGUAAAAAAGGGUGAAUCGUGCAAGAGAGCGAGUGUUUGUUUCUGCAAGCGUGCUGUGCAUUAUUUUAGUACCAUAUAUUCAAGAGAGAGAGUGCUGAGAGAUGUUCUUUGCAAGAGUGCUGCAUUCUUUUAGUACCAUAUAUUUAAUGCUGUUA